GACGCCGACCAACGUUCGCGGUUCUACAAUUUUUCAAAGUAGGUACCUCACCCAUGAAGAUGCACUUGAUUCUUUGCACCUUAAGCGUUUUCACGGUGUUCGCUUACGCCGAUCCUCGCCUAGGACAUCUGAAGCAUAUGGUCGGUAAAGCGUUACAAGCGCUUCCGAAAAAGCUGCCAAACUCGACCUCGGUACCGUAUUGGAAAUACACAGACGUGGAUCAGUUCUUGUGCCAAAACGAGGGGUAUUUCCCGAACGUUUGGAACUGCAAGUACUAUUACCAGUGUAUCGUCUACCUGCCUGGCCAUAUAGUUCGAUACAUUUAUGAGUGCAACGAAGAUCUCGUGUACUCUGAUAGGGAUCAAAGCUGCAUUAUACCUAGCGAAGAAGAGAGAGCAAAUUGCAAUGCAAAGAUCGACAUGGAACAAGACGAUUCGUCCGAGCAGACUAUUCGACUAGAGUCGAUUGAGGAUACCGAUAUAUCUCUGCUUACCGAACAUCCGUUCAUUAUCGACACCACCUACGAUAAACACCAAGCCAAAACAACCACGAAUACGUCGGACUUCGCGGAAGGAAAGCUCAAAAUCGAUGCUAAGAACGUUACUGUUUCAAGCAUUCCGGGCAAGAUACACUACACCAAAGAUAUAUAUUUCGACAAAGGGACGAAUCACGACACAAUUACGAAGAUCGUCAAAGGUUCUGCAGAAUCUGAAGCUAAUAAAAUUACGAUUGAUAUUGCAGCAACCAUCGAUAAAUCUGCGGAACGUGAAACGAUCGCGAUUAACAUAACCGACGAAAAAUUAUUAAAACCUGAAGCGAAAGAAAUUACAACCGUCCCGGGUUCCGCGGAAACGACAGCUGUCGAAAAAAACAAAACCGCUUCUAUUCACAUUUCAGUUGAGUCAGACUACCACAAAACAAAUACAUACGUCGACAAAGGGUCGAAUUAUGAAACAAUGACGAAGUUCAUCAAAGGCACUGCGGAAUCUGUAGCCAAUAAAACUGUGAAGACCGUUGAAGAACUAAUGAAACUUAAUGCGACUGCAAAUGCAACAACCGUCCAAGAAUACGUCCAAAAUUAUACAAACCUAGAAGCGAACAAAAUUACAAGUAUCGUUCCAAGUUCUGAGGAACCUGAAACAAUCGAAAUUACGAGAACCACCCAAGAUUCUAUCGAAAUCACAACCGCCCCGAAUUCUACGGAACAUGAAACUGUCGAAAGUAUGAAGACCGUCCAAAGUUCUACGAAACAUGCAAAGAUCGAAAUUACGGAAACUGCCGAAAAUUCUACGGAACAAGAAACGGCCAAAACUAAAACUUUUUCAAGAAUCAAGGUACCUGAAGCAAUCGCAAUUACGAGAACUACCCUAGAUUCCAUAGAAACUGAAACAAUCAAAGGUACAACCAUCCCAAGUUCUACGACACCUAAAGCUUCUGAAAGUAAGAAAACCAUCCAAAGUUCAACGAAACAUGCGACGAACAAAACUACGGAAAGUGGCGAAGAUUCUACGGAUCAAGAAUCGAUCGAAAUUCGAACUUUCCCAAGUUCUGAAAAACCUGAAACAAUCGAAAUUACGGAAACCGCCGAAGAUUCUACGGAUCAAAAAUCGACAGAAACUCCAACUGUCACAAGUUUUGAGGAACCUGAAACAAUCGAAAUUACGGAAACCGACGAAGAUUCUACGGAUCAAGAAUCGACAGAAACUCCAACUGUCCCAAGUUUUGAGGAACCUGAAACGACCGAAAUUACGGAAACCGCCGAAGAUUCUACAGAUGAAGAAUCGAUCGAAACUCCAACUUUCCCAAGUUCUGAGGAACCUGAAACAAUCGAAAUUACGAGAACCACCCCAGAUUCUAUCGAAAUCACAACCGCCCCGAAUUCUACGGAACAUGAAACUGUCGAAAGUAUGAAGACCGUCCAAAGUUCUACGAAACAUGCAAAGAUCGAAAUUACGGAAACUGCCGAAAAUUCUACGGAACAAGAAACGGCCAAAACUAAAACUCUUUCAAGAAUCAAGGUACCUGAAGCAAUCGCAAUUACGAGAACUACCCUAGAUUCCAUAGAAACUGAAACAAUCAAAGGUACAACCAUCCCAAGUUCUACGACACCUAAAGCUUCUGAAAGUAAGAAAACCAUCCAAAGUUCAACGAAACAUGCGACGAACAAAACUACGGAAAGUGGCGAAGAUUCUACGGAUCAAGAAUCGAUCGAAAUUCGAACUUUCCCAAGUUCUGAAAAACCUGAAACGAUCGAAAUUACGGAAACCGCCGAAGAUUCUACGGAUCAAGAAUCGACAGAAAUUCCAACUUUCCCAAGUUUUGAGGAACAUGAAACGACCGAAAUUACGGAGACCGCCGAAGAUUCUACGGAUGAAGAAUCGAUCGAAAUUUCAACUUUCCCAAGUUUUGAGGAACCUGAAACAAUCGAAAUUACGGAAACCGCCGAAGAUUCUACGGAUCAAGAAUCGACAGAAACUCCAACUGUCCCAAGUUUUGAGGAACCUGAAACGACCGAAAUUACGGAAACCGCCGAAGAUUCUACAGAUGAAGAAUCGAUCGAAACUCCAACUUUCCCAAGUUUUGAGGAACCUGAAACGAUCGAAAUUACGGAAACCGCCGAAGAUUCUACAGAUGAAGAAUCGACAGAAACUCCAACUUUCCCAAGUGUUGAGGAACCUGAAACGACCGAAAUUACGGAAACCGCCGAAGAUUCUACAGAUGAAAAAUCGAUCGAAACUCCAACUUUCCCAAGUUUUGAGGAACCUGAAACGAUCGAAAUUACGGAAACCGCCGAAGAUUCUACAGAUGAAGAAUCGACAGAAACUCCAACUUUCCCAAGUUUUGAAGAACCUGAAACGACCGAAAUUACGGAAACCGCCGAAGAUUCUACAGAUGAAGAAUCGAUCGAAACUCCAACUUUCCCAAGUUUUGAGGAACCUGAAACAAUCGAAAUUACGGAAACCGCCGAAGAUUCUACGGAUCAAGAAUCGACAGAAACUCCAACUGUCCCAAGUUUUGAGGAACCUGAAACGAUCGAAAUUACGGAGACCGCCGAAGAUUCUACGGAUGAAGAAUCGAUCGAAAUUCCAACUUUCCCAAGUUUUGAGGAACCUGAAACAAUCGAAAUUACGGAAACCGCCGAAGAUUCUACGGAUCAAGAAUCGACAGAAACUCCAACUGUCCCAAGUUUUGAGGAACCUGAAACGACCGAAAUUACGGAAACCGCCGAAGAUUCUACAGAUGAAGAAUCGAUCGAAACUCCAACUUUCCCAAGUUUUGAGGAACCUGAAACGAUCGAAAUUACGGAAACCGCCGAAGAUUCUACAGAUGAAGAAUCGACAGAAACUCCAACUUUCCCAAGUUUUGAGGAACCUGAAACAAUCGAAAUUACGGAAACCGCCGAAGAUUCUACGGAUCAAGAAUCGACAGAAACUCCAACUGUCCCAAGUUUUGAGGAACCUGAAACGACCGAAAUUACGGAAACCGCCGAAGAUUCUACAGAUGAAGAAUCGAUCGAAACUCCAACUUUCCCAAGUUUUGAGGAACCUGAAACGAUCGAAAUUACGGAAACCGCCGAAGAUUCUACAGAUGAAGAAUCGAUCGAAACUCCAACUUUCUCAAGUUUUGAGGAACCUGAAACGAUCGAAAUUACGGAAACCGCCGAAGAUUCUACAGAUGAAGAAUCGACAGAAACUUCAACUUUCCCAAGUUUUGAGGAACCUGAAACGACCGAAAUUACGGAAACCGCCGAAGAUUCUACAGAUGAAGAAUCGAUCGAAACUCCAACUUUCCCAAGUUUUGAGGAACCUGAAACAAUCGAAAUUACGGAAACCGCCGAAGAUUCUACAGAUGAAGAAUCGAUCGAAACUCCAACUUUCCCAAGUUUUGAGGAACCUGAAACAAUCGAAAUUACGGAAACCGCCGAAGAUUCUACAGAUGAAGAAUCGAUCGAAACUCCAACUUUUCCAAGUUUUGAGGAACCUGAAACGAUCGAAAUUACCGAAACCGCCGAAGAUUCUACAGAUGAAGAAUCGAUCGAAACUCCAACUUUCCCAAGUUUUGAGGAACCUGAAACAAUCGAAAUUACGGAAACCGCCGAAGAUUCUACAGAUGAAGAAUCGAUCGAAACUCCAACUUUCCCAAGUUUUGAGGAUCCUAAAACGAUCGAAAUUACGGAGACCGCUGAAGAUUCUACGGAUCAACAAUCGAUAGAAAUUCCAAGUUUCCCAAGUUUUGAGGAACCUGAAACGAUUGAAGUUACGGAAACCGCCGAAGAUUCUACGGAUGCAGAAUCGAUAAAAAUUCCAACUUUCCUAAGUUUUGAGCAACCUGAAACGAUCGAAAUUACGGAAACCGCCGAAGAUUCUACGGAUCAAGAAUCGAUCGAAAUUCCAACUUUCCCGAGUUUUGAGGAACCUGAAACGAUCGAAAUUACGGAAGUCGCCGAGGAUUCUAUGGAUCAAGAAUCGAUCGAAAUUCCAACUUUCUCAAGUUUUGAGGUACCUGAAACCAUCGAAAUUACGGAAACCGCCGAAGAUUCUACGGAUCAAGAAUCGAUCGAAAUUCCAACUUUCCCAAGUUUUGAGGAACCUGAAACGAUCGAAAUUACGGAAACCGCCGAAGAUUCUACAGAUGAAGAAUCGAUCGAAACUCUAACUUUCCCAAGUUUAGAGGAUCCUGAAACGAUCGAAAUUACGGAAAGUGGCGAAGAUUCUACGGAUCAAGAAUCGAUCGAAAUUCGAACUUUCCCAAGUUCUGAAAAACCUGAAACGAUCGAAAUUACGGAAACCGCCGAAGAUUCUACGGAUCAAGAAUCGAUAGAAAUUCCAACUUUCCCAAGUUUUGAGGAACCUGAAACGAUCGAAGUUACGGAAACCGCCGAAGAUUCUACGGAUGAAGAAUCGAUCGAAACUCUAACUUUCCCAAGUUUAGAGGAUCCUGAAACGAUCGAAAUUACGGAAAGUGGCGAAGAUUCUACGGAUCAAGAAUCGAUCGAAAUUCGAACUUUCCCAAGUUCUGAAAAACCUGAAACGAUCGAAAUUACGGAAACCGCCGAAGAUUCUACGGAUCAAGAAUCGAUAGAAAUUCCAACUUUCCCAAGUUUUGAGGAACCUGAAACGAUCGAAGUCACGGAAACCGCCGAAGAUUCUACGGAUCAAGAAUCGAUCGAAAUUCCAACUUUCCUAAGUUUUGAGCAACCUGAAACGAUCGAAAUUACGGAAACCGCCGAAGAUUCUACGGAUCAAGAAUCGAUCGAAAUUCCUACUUUCCUAAGGUUUGCAGAACCUGAUACGAUCGAAAUUACGGAAAUCGCCGAAGAUUCUACGGAACCUAGAACGAUCGAAAUUACAAUUGUCCCAGGUUCUGAGGAACCUGAGGCGAUCGAAAUUACAACUAUCCCAGGUUCUGAGGAAUCUGAGGCGCUCGAAACUACGGAAACCGUCGAAGAUUCUACGGAUCAAGAAUCAAUCAAAAUUACAACCGUCCAAAGGUGUAUGACACCUGAAGAGAUCGCAAUUACUAAAACCGGCUACGAGCAGUCGGAAUGCUUUGUCGAAGCUUUCUUCGGCGAUUCCGAAAACUGUUCAAAGUUCUAUAGAUGUGUCCGAUUCGGGGUCAAAUUUAUGAAGUACCAAUUUUUCUGUCCACAUGGAACUAUUUGGGACGAUCAUCUGAAAACUUGCAACUACCGAGCGGCAGUCAAGAAAAUAAACUGCAAAGACAGUAACAAGUAUCCGCUCUUUCCAUUUGCCGAACAGAAGGCUGUGAAUCGUGCUGAUAUCUUGAAAAAUCGAGUAGCUUUUAUUUGUCCGACCGGUUUUCGGCAACAUCCAAAUUAUUGCAACGCUUUUUACCAAUGCAUCGUCAACGAGACCCUCAAGUACCAGUUGACGGUAUUCCUGUGUCCCAUAGGCUCGAUAUUUGAUCAGAGAAACAUCCGAUGCUCGAGAGAUCAAUCGAUCCGACGAAAUUCAUGCGUAAAUCUUGGAAUCGCAGAGAAACAGCUCUCUUCGCGAAUCCUGACACACUCAGAGAUUAAAAUGUGCCCAACGGAGGGUCUAUUUCAGUACGGAGGAAGCUGUACCAGCAAUUACUUUCAUUGCAAACGCGACCAACUUGGAACGCUCGAAGGUUACUUGUUCCUUUGUCCACGAGGACAACUGUUCUCUCCAACUGAGAAGAAAUGCGUAUCUUCAACACUUUUCCCUCUUUGCAAAUAUAUUAAUACACUUUUUUCUAGCAAUCGUUAUAUAUUGUAAUCGUACACUAGUGAUAUUAUAACGAAGUAAUAUUAAAAAAGAAUUGCUACGACGGCAAUGUUUGAAUUAAAAAUUUUUUUCAAAUA
Molecule: messenger RNA, 6346 nt
Organism: Osmia bicornis bicornis
Lineage: Eukaryota; Metazoa; Arthropoda; Insecta; Hymenoptera; Megachilidae
Product: mucin-17-like
Exons: 4
Coding region: 54-6260 (2068 amino acids)
Cellular component (GO): extracellular region
Molecular function (GO): chitin binding
Source: RefSeq, a predicted model, not a curated record